Spinacia oleracea (spinach) is the source of this 2007-nucleotide messenger RNA. RefSeq names its product probable serine/threonine-protein kinase PBL7. NCBI's taxonomy places the organism in Eukaryota, Viridiplantae, Streptophyta, Magnoliopsida, Caryophyllales, Amaranthaceae. The coding region runs from base 373 to 1674 and encodes 433 amino acids. Gene Ontology annotation, molecular function: ATP binding; protein kinase activity. The record is from RefSeq and is a predicted model, not a curated record. The transcript has 6 exons. Gene Ontology annotation, biological process: protein phosphorylation.
AUUGAAGUGAUCGCAAGUAUUGGGUGAAAGCUGAAACCCCGUAAUAUGAGUGCAUUUUACGCCCAUUCCCUUCACGGCUUCAUCCUGUAACUCUGUAACUGCACACACUCCUAAACUCCUCCGUUUCACUUUCACCUCCCUUUUCUCCAUUUUCAUAAGUUUUCAUUUUCUACAAAUAUACCCACAAAUUAAGACAACUACGACUGUCUUCUUCAUCACAUUUCUUCUCUUUUGCAUUACCCAUCAAUGCAAAUUCUUUCGGAUUUAAUCUAGUUUCUCAAUUCUCAAUUCCGGAUUCUUGAAAUUCUCACUGGUGUGUAAACCCUCAGAUUUUUUUGGAAAAAAAGAGGGUUUAAUUUCUUGAGAAAUCAAAUGAUUGAUUGGUUGUGUUUUGGGUGGAGGAAGAGGAGAAAUUAUGAGGAAUUCAAUGGGGACAAAUUUCAAUCUUUUAAAAAUCCCACCAUCUCUGAUCGUAAUCCGGCAGCCAAUAAACAUGAGAUGAAAGCGGAGGCAGACUCCAAAAACCAGUCCCCUGCUACUAAUAAUGUAAGCCAUAGUCAAGAUAAAGCUAGAGUAUUCAACUAUAGAGAACUUGCUACUGCAACAAGAAACUUUCACCCGGACACUUUCCUUGGAGAAGGUGGAUUUGGGUCUGUUUACAAGGGAAAUCUUACGGGUACUAGUGAGGUUGUGGCUGUUAAAAAGCUUAAUCCAUCAGGUCUUCAAGGUGAGAAGGAGUUUUUAGUGGAGAUUCUGAUGCUUUCUCUUCUGCGCCACCCACAUCUUGUUCAGAUGAUUGGCUACUGUGCUGAAGGCAGUCAGCGACUUCUUGUACUUGAAUUCAUGCCUAUGGGAUCCCUGGAAACUCAUCUUCAUGAUCUUCCACCUGAUAAGGAACCAAUAGACUGGAAGACAAGAAUGAAAAUUGCAGCUGGUGCAGCUAAAGGAGUGGACUACCUGCAUAAUGAAGCAAAACCAUCUGUUAUUUACAGAGACUUAAAACCAUCAAACAUUUUGCUAGAUAAUGAGUUCAAUCCGAAACUUUCUGACUUUGGGCUUGCAAAAUUUGGUCCAGUUGGAGAUAAUUCCCAUGUCUCCACUAGAGUCAUGGGUACCCAUGGUUAUUGUGCUCCUGAGUAUUUUUUAACUGGUAAAUUAACAGCAAAGUCUGAUACAUUCAGUUUCGGGGUGGUCUUGUUGGAGCUUAUUAGUGGACGUAAGGCAGUUGAACCAACUCGCCAUGGUGGUAGAACUUCUCUUGUUGAUUGGGCACGUCCGCUUUUGAAAGAUCCCAAAAACAAUUUGCAGUUAGUAGAUAGCCGUCUGAGAGGGCAGUUUUCUGUGUCUUCACUGCGCAAGGCUGUAGAGGUUGCAGCCAUGUGCCUCAGAGAGGAAGCCAAUGCUCGGCCCACCAUGCAUGAAGUGGUAAUUGCCAUGGACUAUUUGAUAUCCAAGAAGCAUGUUCGUACACGUAGUGAAUCUGAAGGAGUUUCUAUAGACAUUGGCCCUAACCCUGGAGAAACAGCCAAGACAUUGAACCCACCUGAUGUUAAUAGAGAGCAGGCUGUAGCAGAGGCCAAAAUGUGGGGAGAGAAAUGGAGAGAGAAGAGACGACAAAGUGCAGGUGGUAGCUCUGAUGAUGGCUUAAGCAGUUGGGUGGCACAAAUGCACUAGGCAUUGUAGCAGUGGCUCGAUCAAGUCCAAAGAACCUGGAGUAUUUUCGAAUGGUGGCAUUGUAUCUUGAAGGAAAUUAGGAGUUGUCGAAGAAGAAAAUGAUACAAAAUUCAGUUCAGUACAGUUCUGUUUUUUUUUUUUUUUCUUUUCAAAAGAAUCUAGGAUGUAGAAUAGAAUAGCAAAAUCCAUGCCAUUGUCAAGUGUCCAUUGUGGCAUGCAUCUAGUCUGAAGAUGGUUUAGCUUAUAUUUCUGUCCUUGUCUUAAGAUGUACUGUGCAGGAAAUACUGAAUGAUAUACUUCAAGAGUUAGAUUAAAUACACAACUUUUUGGUAA